UUAUUUUAUAUUGUUAUUUUUUUAUUUUAUUUGAACCGUGACAAUUUACAGUAAGUACAUUCUUUUCUUUUUUUUUUUUAUGUUUUUAUAUGUUUAUGAUUCUUAUGCUAUUAAUAAACUAUAGGUUCUUUUAUGCUUUAAAUUAUUUCUUUCUUGUCUUGUCACAUAUCAGAUGCGGUCCAAUUUUUUUACGGAUAUGGUCCAUUUUCUACUACCUAUCUUUUUUUUUCUCCUCAUUUCCAAAUGACACCAACAAUGACGAGGGAGCAAGCUCUUUGUAUGCUCUUCUGUGUAGAAUUCAGUCGUACCAAUGUGGAAAAACUCGAAGAAAAAAUCAAAACAUAUGUUAGGAUAAAAUCAUACUUUGAAUAAGCUGACUACAAUAUGAAUUAGUUUUUUUUUUUUUUAUCACAUUUAUCAGUAUCAUCCAUUUUAUUUUAUCAUUGUUUAUCAUGAUGAUUAAUCAUAAACGUCUAAAAAUAAUCUUUAGUUUUUGUAUAU
This is a messenger RNA of Halteromyces radiatus, 501 nucleotides long. RefSeq lists its product as uncharacterized. The transcript has a single exon. Bases 90 to 350 code for a protein of 86 amino acids. The record is from RefSeq and is a predicted model, not a curated record. Lineage: Eukaryota; Fungi; Mucoromycota; Mucoromycetes; Mucorales; Cunninghamellaceae.